UAUUUAUAUAUAUCUUGUUUGAUGUAUGUAUGCAUACAGCAUAAUCUUGUCUUCAUAUUUCACGUUUUGUUUGCUUUGUAUCUUAACCGGUAAGACCCAUUCCCUCAAGUCGUACCUCUCAAGUCUCCACAACUCUUUCUCGAAUUUUGGCUACAAAUUUUUGUAGAUACAUGCAUAAAUACGAGUUCCAGACUCUCCGUAUGUGUGUGUUUAUAUAUAGAUAUAUGUUUGUAUUUUAUUUUUAUUUUUUGUUGAAAAUGAUACUUGUGAAGAAUGAAGUUUUGAAGGUGUUAAUUUUUGUGGGAGUUGAUUAACCUGGUUUCUCAUUAAUGUGCUUUGAUUUGUGGCUUGAUUAGGUCCUUUUCUUGGGUUAAAGUUUUUAUCUUGUAAAACGGAUUUGGUUUUAUUUAAUAAUGGAUCUGUUUUUCAGGGGGAAAAAAAAGUUAUUGACUAUGUUAACUUGGUUGAUAUGUAUUCUUGUCGAAUUGUUUUUCAAAGAAAUGUCUUAAUGGCUGCAGUUUCACGGGUUUAUGCAAUUUCUCAGGUCACAAUAAAGAGAAAACGAAAAAAUUGUUCCUUGCAAGAGACUGGUUAAAGAGAAAGGUGACGAAGCAUAAUUAAUUUCUGGACACCAAUACUAGUGGAAUUGCAUUUGUUAAUGGAUAAAUAUGAUCUAUUGCAUUUUGGGGAUUUAAAGUAAGGUCUAUUAAUGUAUUGGGAGAUGGCUUCAGUUGAAUCAACUCAAAAUGGAGACUGCAUUGAUGCUAUGUCUGUCGACUUGUUACUUCCGUUGUCAUCCUCUGAAGCAUGUGACGAUUUUGGAGAGCCUGAGAUGCUUCCUCGAAUUGGAGAUGAGCAUCAAGUUCAAAUUCCAUCCCUUUUAGGAGAGACCAAUUGUAUUUCUUACACAAGGAAUGUAUCAUCUGCACAAAAUGAAGCCCAUUUGGACAACAAAUUUUAUAUCGGGCUACCCAUACCAUUAAUAUUGGUGAGCAAGGAAGGUGAAUGCCCGAAGCAAGGAAAGUUGGAACUUCCAAGUGAACCAAAAACCAAUCCAGGCUCCGGACAAUCAGAAUCUAAACAUAUCAAAACAACAGAGAUUUUUUCCCAUGAUGAGAAUGUUGGAAUCAUCAUUGGGCCUUUGCAUAAUACAGGAGAUACUGGGGGACCAGCAGAAGAAUCAAAAGAAUUACCAUCAGAUGAGAAAUUGAGUACUAGCAGUGGUCGAAAAUUUCUUUUGCUUCCCGGAUUUGUUAGUGAUUGUUUGAGUGACAUUGAGAAGGAACCAUUCCUGCUGGGUUUGUACAUUUUUGGAAAAAAUUUCGUUCAACUGACGCGAUUCAUUGAAAAAGGGACGGGGACUGUACUUUCAUUUUAUUACGGUAAGUUCUAUAGGUCCCGUGAAUACCAAAGAUGGUCAGAAUGCCGGAAGAUGAAAAGCCGAAGAUCUGUGCAUGGACACAAGAUAUUUUCUGGACUGAGGCAGCAAGAGUUGCUCACUCGUAUACUUCCCAGUGUGUCAGAAGAAUGCCAAAAUGCUUUGUUGGAGGUCUGUAAAACAUUUGGGGAAGGAAAGAUGUCACUAGAAGACUACGUCUUCUCUUUGAAGACAAUGGUUGGGACAAACAUUCUAGUAAAAGCUGUUGGAAUUGGCAAAGGAAAGCAAGAUCUCACGGGAAUGGCCUUUGAAAUUUCAAGGUCCAAUCAAGUUAUCCCAAUUCGCCCAGAGAUACCAACUGGGAAAGCGUGCUCGGCUCUUACACCCAGUGAAAUCGUGAAUUUUCUAACUGGGGACUACCGGUUGAGCAAAGCUCGGUCAAAUGAUCUAUUCUGGGAAGCUGUUUGGCCUCGGUUGUUGGCAAGAGGUUGGCAUUCGGAGGAGCCUAAGAAUCAGGGUUAUGCUGCUGUUUCCAUGUAUUCUCUGGUAUUUCUCGUGCCGGGCAUCAAUAAAUUUUCAAGAAGGAAAUUAGUGAAAGGCGAGCACUAUUUUGAUUGUGUAGCUGAUGUCUUGAGCAAGGUUGCCAGAGAACCUGGGUUGCUUGAGCUUGAAAAUGAAGAGGAUGAAAAGAACAAGAACAAAGAAGAGUAUAAGUGGACCAGUGAAAGUAAGUUACUGAAAGAUGAUGAUGAGCCGCCUAUAAGGCAACACCAUUUUUAUCUUCAACCUCGCACCCCUAAAUGGAAUACAGAUGCAAUGACAUUUACAGUUGUAGAUACAAGUUCUGCGGAUGGAAAACCUUGUAAAUUGAGGAGCCUACCAUUUGAAAUCUCAAACACAAUAAUUUCUCAAAACCGUUCUGAAGAUAGAAACGGGGAUACCCAUGAUGAGGCUACCGAUGAAUCUGACAUUGUUGAUACCAUGUUAGUUGAUGACAGUGAGACAAAUAAUACCAAUCUAGGUACAACUAAAUCCAAUCUGGAAAUGCUUCCUGGCAGGAAAGAUUGUGAUACUAUAUGCCAAGGAAGUGAUAUUUCAGUGACUAAAUUGAAGAACAAAAAGGAUUUGCACCAGGACAAGCAAUCAAGAAAUUUGGUAAAAUCCCGGUUGAGCCGAAAACUGAAACGGGAAAAUGUGGACAAUAUGGCUCCUUCUACCAAACGGCAUCGGAAACUAACUGCUUGUAGUGGUAAUGAGACAAGCAACGGUGUGACUCAUUCAACUUUGGUUCCCAGUCAGGAAAAUGAAAUAAUUAGUUUGUGCUCAGGUAGUCAUGGAUUUACUGAGAAUAUAUCUGCUCAAGCGGGUUCAUCACAAGAAAAGUUGUCAUACACCGGUUCAUCGAAAGGUAGCCCUACUGGGAGUGUUGAAUGUACAGAACCUCAUCUACGGCACCUUCAAAGUCAUUCAUUGAUUGAUCUAAACUUGCCUCAAGUUUCCCCAGACUUAGAGAAUGCUGUCUUAACAACAGAAAUAAUUAAAGAGGAAGAUGAGCGAAUACUCAAGCCAGAUGAUCAUUGUCCUCUACCCUCCACUUCAGGGGAGCAGCCUAACCCAAAUCUGCAUAGGCACAGCACGAGAAACCGACCUCUAACAGCAAAAGCAUUGGAAGCUCUGGCAAGCGGAUUUUUAACUACAAAUCGGAAGCGGAAAAAUAAAGACACCACUUCACGUGAGAAUUUGACACCAAGACCUCGACGGUAUGCCCAAGACAUAGUGGCUCUAAAUGAGUUCAGCAAUGAUACCGUGACUUCCCAAAUUCAAGAAGGUGAGAAUGGCGUGUCUAACAGUGGUGACAGCAAUGUGCGAGACAAAUUUCAGGUUUUAAAAGACGAAAAUGGGAACCCGGUAUUAGGCCUCUGAGGUUUUGAUAAGCUAGCCAUGAGUAGUAGGAACUGGAUUUCAGCAGUUUGGGUUGUUAUAUCACCAUUCUUAUGCGGAGAGCACUUCACAUCGUUUAUUCUGGUGCACUAGUUUCUACUGCAUUUGCUGUUCGCAUGUUUUACCAGACAUGAUAUAACAUCCAGCGCAUAUUUCUUAGAAGGAAUGUACACUCUCCAAAGGUAAUAACUUGUAAUUUUAUCAGAUUUACUUCCUGCAAUCGAGAUCAUAGUCGGCAGAAACUGGAGACUGAAGAAGAGCACUGCCCCACCCAUUGAAGCCGAAGAAGUUCUGAUAAAAUGACAUUUAUAACCUGUCGAUUGGUAGCAGAUGCCUGGUCAGUUAUUUGAGAGAAGAAGAAGUUCAAGUUGCUUUCUGAUAUUCUCAUGUUGCUGAAUUUUUUAUAUGUUCCCAUAUGAUCCUAGCGACAGUUUUGGCUGGUAAUCCAUCAUUUUCCGGCCACCCUCUUCAACAAAUCGGCAAAUGAAUAUAUUUAAGACAACAUUUCAUAAUUAUCUUGGCAACCAACUCGUGUUCUGAAACGAAAAUGUUCGUGACAAUUCUUGAUCUAAUUUGACCAUAUAUGCAUUAGGAUCUAGAUUAAUGGAGAUAAAAGAGGAUCGAACUGACAGCGGUUCCAUAUGUUGUAACCCUUUCAAGGUAGAUGAAUGUGAAGACAAUGACUUUUUCUGUUGCAUGGAUUAUAGCAA
Olea europaea var. sylvestris is the source of this 4029-nucleotide messenger RNA. RefSeq lists its product as uncharacterized. Gene Ontology annotation, molecular function: transcription corepressor activity. Lineage: Eukaryota; Viridiplantae; Streptophyta; Magnoliopsida; Lamiales; Oleaceae. Gene Ontology annotation, cellular component: nucleus. The record is from RefSeq and is a predicted model, not a curated record. The coding region runs from base 710 to 3301 and encodes 863 amino acids. The transcript has 4 exons.